CACUAUAUUAUUGCACUCAAACCCCAACUAAAAAAAAAAGGAAAAUACAAGGACAAGCAUCUCUCCCCCCUUCUCUCCCCCCAAAAAAGUAGAAAUCUUGAAAGGGGGUGGGGGAGUUAGGGGAAGUUUUAGAGCCUAAAACAAAUACCUAAAAGUUAAAGAACUUCUUGGGCCAAAUACCCAUGUAGAAAAAUUGCUUCUUUUUUCCUGUGAAGUUAUCAUCUUUCUUGCAUUUUGUUAGUUUCACAGUGUUGAAGCUGAAAUCUUUUUUUUGUUGGGUGUGAGGAAAAAAGAUGCCUAGGCCAGGACCCAGACCUUAUGAGUGUGUAAGAAGAGCUUGGCAUAGUGAUAGACACCAACCCAUUAGAGGUUCUAUUAUACAACAAAUUUUCAGGGUUGUACAAGAAAGGCAUAGUGUUGUUACUAAGAAAAACAGAGAAUGGCAACAGAAGCUCCCUAUUGUGGUUUUCAAAUCUGAGGAAAUUAUGUACUCCAAAUCUAAUUCUGAGGCUGAAUAUAUGGAUCCUGAAACACUUUGGGAUCGGUUAAAUGAUGCCAUUGAUACUAUAAUUAGGAGAGAUGAGACUGCAGAGACUGGACAAUUCUUGCCUCCUUGUGUUGAAGCUGCUCUUAAUUUGGGGUGUACUGCGGAGAGAGCCUCUAGGAGCCAGCGGAACACUAAUCCGAGGAGUUACCUCAGCCCAAGAAAUCAAGAACCUCAAUGUGUACCUCCUAAAGUUUUCAGUAGAAGUACCAAUGAGCAAAACUCUAACUCAUCGUUACCAUUUCGCCCUGCGAACCAACCGACUUUCUUGAGACCUUCAAAUGUCAAUUCACCCGGAUUAGCUUCAGAUUUUGACAGGCCUGUAAUGCCUAGCAUCAACAAUCUUGGUGCUUCCUCAAGUGAAAAAAACGUUAUUAUAUCCGCUGAUGUUGGUUCAGUAUAUCCGCUGUACUACGGUACUGAUAUUCAGCCUGAAGUUUCUCCUAUGGUCUUCCAAAAGCCUCAACGUAAUGUAAUUGUUGGCAAACCUAUAUACCAAUCCAUCGCGGAGCCUGCUGAAAUCAGCGGCUUCCCGAGACUGUUUCCCUGUGGGAGAGAUGAUAUUCAAGAAAAAUUAUGUCAAGCAGAUUAUAGGGACAACACUAGGAAGGUGCCUGAAUUGGAUUGUGAUUUGUCCUUAAGGUUGGGUCUCUCUGCAAACUCUCGCUUGCAGUUGGAACAGGUUCAAACUGGUUGCUUUGGUGACAUUAGGCCAAGCGACAAUUCUCAUGAAAGAGACCGGUUCAAGCUUAUGUCUACCAGUAAAGGGAAAGAGUUCACUUUCUUUCCCACAGAGUCUGCUAGUGGUCCAUCAGGGUUGCACAGAGCUCGUGAAAAUUUGGAGGUUUACGGUCACAAUGCAGAAAAACUAUUUAGGAAGCCUAAGAUGCCUGUAAGGCUGAGUGACGGUUUUCAGCAAAGAGACGAGUUCGAGGUUGUUUCUACCAGUAAAGACAAAGAGUUUCCUUUCUUUCUUGCGGAGUCUGCCAAUAGUCCGUCGGGGUUGCAAACAGGUCCGGCAAAUUUAGAGGGUGAAGGUCAGAAUGCUGAAACACUACCUAGGAAACGUAAGAUGCCCUUCCAUAACAAUAUGGAACUCGGACAAUUUAUGUGGCAAGAUGAGCUAACUUUGAACCGUUUUUCUGGUCAAAUGAAAAGGCCAGAGAUCUGGACUGCAUUGCCAAACCUUUGCCUGCACUUGGUCUAUGUCCGGGGCCGGGGAACUCUUGACACCAGGAAAUUCAAGCUUCUGGCAGCUUUUCCUUGGAUAUGCAUUGCUGAAAAAAAAGGCCUCUACUGCUAUAUAUGAUAAACGUGGAAACUUUUUUUUCCAUCAGAACUGCCAAAUAAAUCCAAGAAUGUUGGGCUUAGUUUUUCGUGAAGAGCCUUGGUACUGGUUAAAUUUAGCCUCUUGAAGGUAAAAUCUUUCCCUUAUUGUGUUUUACUGAUAAAGCAAAAGGAAAGAAAGGUAAAAUGUUUCCCAAAUUGUUGAUAUGGUUAUUUGCCCUGCAUUUGAGAAAUUCCUGCUGGAUUGUUCUAUUGAAGUGGAAACGUAGGCCCCCGGGGCUUGAGUGUAGUGGUAAGAGCAUAACAUUUGAUGUGUGGGUUAGACACACAUCAUGAGUUCGAACCCUGCCUCAGACAAUAAUCGUGAUGAAGGGUAGAGGGGCAGACCUAUAUCUACCGAGUUUCAAACCAUGUGCCACUUGCCCUUGAGGAUUUCUCGGUCAUGAAAAAUUUAAAAAGAAGCAAAAAAAUUCUUAGGUAGUCUUUGAUUAUGUCUCGUUUGAUCGUGGAAUACCUUUCUUUUACUAUAUCUUUGAGUUGUCAAGACAGAUGUGGAUAAACCGUAGUGUCCGGGCCAGCUUGCACUUUCACGGACUUGUCACCUCAGCAACAGGGUACCAGGUGACUCUAUGCACCAAGGCUCGGAUAGAAGGAAGAAAUCUAGUGUUUUUGCCUCCGCUGGGAUUUGAACCUGAAGCCUUAUGGGUCUUACCCGCUUCAUUGACCACUAGGCGUGUGCCACUUGCUAGCCAUAACUAGAUGCCUUUAAGAUGACUUAUUGGAUCAUAUGCAACUCAUAAUGAUUUACAAGUCUACAUAAAUGUCCUGUCUUUUUCAAGUCAAGAGGUCAACUAGAUUUAGUACAAAAACUUGUGAAUUGUGAUGAUUGCCAAAGAUUUAUUGCUGUCUAUAUUUCCUAAAAUGUCUUUCAGUUUGAACAGAAUUGAAGUUUUUGGUAGCUAUUCUUUGGACAUGAUUUGCUGAGAGAAAAGGCCUCUGCUGCUGUAUAUGAAAAAGAAAAGGGGGUAAGUUUGUACAAUCAGAACUGAGAAAAAAAUCCAAGAAUCUUUGCCUUUUUGGUGCUAUAGAUCUAAUGAUGUAUAGCAAACACCAGCAACUGUAUGCUCCUUUUUAUGGAUUUUUUUUUUCACAUUGCAAUUAAUGUGCCUUAUUUUCACCACUGAAUAGAUGAAUGCCUCUGGUUUA
Molecule: messenger RNA, 3037 nt
Organism: Nicotiana tabacum (common tobacco)
Lineage: Eukaryota; Viridiplantae; Streptophyta; Magnoliopsida; Solanales; Solanaceae
Biological process (GO): regulation of DNA-templated transcription
Molecular function (GO): transcription coregulator activity
Source: RefSeq, a predicted model, not a curated record